Messenger RNA from Cavia porcellus (domestic guinea pig), 8615 nucleotides. Its product is annotated as transport and Golgi organization protein 1 homolog. Gene Ontology annotation, biological process: protein secretion; endoplasmic reticulum to Golgi vesicle-mediated transport; vesicle cargo loading. Gene Ontology annotation, cellular component: endoplasmic reticulum membrane; endoplasmic reticulum exit site. The record is from RefSeq and is a predicted model, not a curated record. NCBI's taxonomy places the organism in Eukaryota, Metazoa, Chordata, Mammalia, Rodentia, Caviidae.
AGAGGAGAUUGAGAGUAUCUGUGAUGAUCCUUUGUGAUUGCUCUGCCAGUUCUGUUAACGUUUCCAUUAUUUGUGCCCGCCCUUUUCAGCUGGUUGCUACCUUGCCUGAGCAUGUUCAGCCCGGGCCUGACUUUUAUGGGCUUCCCUGGAACCCUGUGUUGUUUACUGUCUGUCUGGGAAUCGUUUCGUUGCCCAUUUUCUUCUGGAGGACGGUCCUUGCUGUGAAGGAGAGAAUAUACCAAGUCACUGAACAGCAGAUGGCUGAGAAGCUGAAGAAUACCACAAAGGACAAUGAAGAACUUGUCCAAAAGAUGUCAAGUUAUAAACGGAAGAUGGCAGAAUUCAAGAUGCUUAUUCUGAAGACCAAGGACAAGAGUUCUCAGCAAACAAUUAAAUACAAGGCUGAAAUCGAGGUUCUUCAAGAAAGAAAUCAGUUUCUGAUGGGUAUUGCCAAAACUCUUGGUGUUAUAUUCCAAUCUAAGAGGAAAAGAAACGUGCAAAAUCAGGAUUUGGAGGCCCCAGUUUCCUUCUUCAUUGGUUACAAUUCUUCUGAAGCGUGUUGGCUAGAUGACCCUUCACACUGCAGUGUGCUACUCGCUGACCCUCCAACUCAAUAUAACGGUGCCUCCAGUGAGUCGAAGCAGUGGGACCUCCGAAGGCUUGGCAAGUCACGGCGGGAUCCCGGCAAGUCACGGCGAGGCCCCGGCAAGUCACGGCAGAACCCCGGCCAGUGGCGGUGGAAGCCCGGCAAGCUAGAGCAGGAAGCUGAAGACCGCAAGAAGGUGCACGCUGAACUCAGCGAGGAAAUCAGGUCCUUAGAGAUCACUCAGAGGCAUCUGGAAGCUGCUCUGGCUCAUAAGGAUGAUAGAAUCGGUGCUCUGACCAACUGCAUCAUACAGUUGAAUCAGUUUGAGAGUGGAUCUCCAGGUCCAGGCAGAUGUGAGCCAGGUGAAUUAGCUGAUGGAGAAGUGGGAGGUGAGGAGAGUAAGCUGAAGAUUCGCAUUCACCAGCUGAUGGAUAUGUCCGGAACACAAGCGAAAAUAUCCGUGGUUCAGGAGGAUCUCAAACUCCUGCAAGUGAAGCUGAGAGCUUCCCUGUCUGCCAACGUUGACCUGAAAGACCAGAUCAAGAAGCUGAAUGAGGACUGUGACACGCUGCAGGCAGCCAAGCCCGGGCUGGAGGAGGAGUGUAGGAUGCUGCAGCAGAAGGUCGAGAUCCUGAAGGAGCUGUACCAAGAGAAGGAGAUGGAACUGCAGAAGCAGAGAACUCAUGAAAUCAAGCAAGAAUUACAGAAAACAGAGAGCUCAUUUAAAAACCAGCUUGCUAUUCAUGAGGAGAAAGCCCACGAGAACUGGGUCAUAGCCCGGCAUACUGAGCGCCUAAUUGCAGCGGAGAAGCGGGAGGCCGUCAGCCUGCGGCACAGGCUCGUGGAGAUGACCUAGAAGCUGGCUAUGCGUCAAGAGGAGCCUGUGAUCGGCAAGCCGAUGCCGGACCGGCCAGGAGUGCAGAAUGCACCCCGCAGAGAUCCCGGCCCCAGGCCUGUGGCCAACAGCGAUUCCCGCGGCUCCUCCCUGGCAAAGGGCAUGGACAAUGGCAAGGUGAGCAUGGCUGCGAAGGGUCCCCCAGCCUAUCCAGGGCCCCCGUUCCUGGGAGGCCCCAUGCCGCGCCUCGUGGACUAUGGACCUCCGCCACAGCCAAGGCUCUGCGGGCCUUUCGGGCCUCGGCCGAUGCCUCCGCCACGACCGCUGACAUUUGUCUCAUGCAUGGGCCCACCAUUGGGCUUAAGAGAAUAUGCGCGCAUCCUGCCCGGACGCUGCGACGUGCCGCUGCACCCCCGUGAGUUCUUGCCGGGACCUGUGCCAUUCAGGCCUCGAGGCCCGCUCAUUCCUGGUCCUCGAAUGCCAGCACCACCCGCCGGGCCCCUGGACUACCCACCGCCGCCUGCCGCAGGGGAGCCCCUGCUCUUGGAGCCCAAAGAGGCCCCAGCCUCACCGCAAAGCAGCCGAGAACCUGCCCACACUCUGAGGCAGAGUGCAUAAUGGCCUCACUAAUCACAGGGCCAAGGCUUUUAUUGGUUUUGGAGGCCCAGUUCAUUUUAAAAGGAUUUUAUUACUAACCUGCCUUGAACGGUGUACAUUUUCAAGCGAAACAAUACAGAAGUCUCAUCUUCCUAUCUAAAAAUUGCCUCUUAAGCUAGAGUGACGUUCCAAUUUUGAAAUGUGCAAUAAUGAUCCCUGUGUUUUAGUUAAUAUAGCAUAGGUAUGUACAAAAUGAUUCAGAAUGUCAUAAAAAUGACUAUUUCCUCUGGAAAUAGUUGAGGAACACAUAUUUCUGACUCAGCCCACGGAUCAAUCCAGAUCCGGGGGGCAGUUUCCUGGUGAAGGAACGGGGAUUGACAGAUGCAGAGUAGGAGACACAGAGCUGGAGAGAAGUCGAGGAAGUCCGAUCGAGGCUCAUUUAUUGAUAAAGUGGUUGCUGCUUUUAUAGGGCAGGAGCGGGUCAGUGGGACAGGAAGAGGCUAUGGGGUGAUCUCUGAGGGGGUCAUCGUCUCGUGGGUGUACAGGAUGUAAGUAGGAGAGGAUUAUGGUUAAUGUAUGCGCAUUAUGUGCCCAUAUGAGGGACAGGCGGGGAGACAGCAGCGGGGCGGUGACACCGCUCCCUACAUCUCCUCCCUUUCUAUAUCUUUUAAUCAGGAGUAUGGCAGGCCCUGUGAGGACAGCGCCUGUCUUAGGUCAAGGACCUCUUUACAUGAACCCAACCGGGCCUUACCCAUCAUGGGCUUGCAGGACAGCAGUUGGCCCUGUGCCUGUCUUAGGUGACCGGUGGUGUGGCAUGUAUGUCCUAGUUGCCCGUCUCUGGCUGUCUGUCCAUUGUCUCAGAGCAGUCAGGCCACAUCGUCAUAUGGGCCACUCAUGGGAAUUCUUUCCCGGUAGGUUUUUUGAUCUGCCAUCUCCAGCUGCUGAUAGUGUACCUGAAUGGGCUUUGCCAUGAACGCGUCUAUCCGGUUAUUAAUGAGCACCGUAAUCCUCUGAAAAAUACAAGGACCCACAGAGAGGAGAAGCAACAAGGCAGCUAGGGGCCCCAGGAAGGGUGCUAGGUAGGGGAAGAGCCCUCCCCAGAGCAUGGUUAGAGGCCAUUUGUGACAGGAGGUCCAAAUCCACCCUUGGUCAAGGGUGGUCCAAGGAGGUUCUCGAGAAGGCACCACGUAAUCCAUCGGUUUGGCAUUUUCUGUAAGGAAGCAGAAGAAGUUGCCUCAGGGUAUGUGUUUACUUCUGGGCCUUUUUUGAGUUAUUAUUAUUUGGCUCAUUAAUUUGCCUAACGAGGCAUUCGGGGAACCAUCUAGCCUCUUUGUCUUGGCGGGAGUAUAUGCACACUGAACCACGUCCCCAUAUGAGACAGGUUGUCAGGGCCGUGCCAUGAAUUAGUCAGGGAGUUCCUCCAUAGUACAGAAGCAAAUUGCUUUUGUGUUUCAGUGUGCCAAUAACGCAUGGCUGCUGACUGUCCAGAAGCAUCCAAAUUUAAAAAAUUAAGGAUGGAUAAGGCAUGAGAUAGAAUAUUUCUGGGGGAUCCUUGGGUAGGGUACCAUGAUCCCCCUUUGACUUUAUCAAUAGUGAGUUUGAGAGAACGAUGUGCACGUUCAACAAUAACCUUGGCCUUGUGGAUUGUAAGGUAUUCCUGUUGUAUGGAGGAUGUUGAGGCACUUGCAGAAGUGGGCAAAGGAAGUGCUAGUAUAUCCAGGCCUAUUGUCGGUCUUAAGUGGAUGAGGGUUUCCAGGCACUGAUAAAGCUGACAGCAUGUGUGCAAUGAUAUGUUUAGUAGCCUCUCCGGUUUGGAGGGUGGCGAGGAUAAAGCCACUGUAUACAUCAACACUCGCAUGGACAUAUUUUAGGUUGCCACACUCUGGGAUAUGAGUGACAUUCAUUUGCCACAGGGCAUUGGGGACAAGGCCCCUUGGAUUAACCCCUAAGUGUUGCACGGGUAGGUGGAUAGCACAGGAUGGGCAGUCUUUUACAAUCUGUCUGGCUUGGUCAUCGGUAAUUUUAUGGAGGAGGGGAAGGGACUGGGCAUUAAGGUGGUGCAGCCAGUGAGUGUGUUGGGCGUCUAAGAUGUUUUGGUCUACCUUAUUGCCUGGGGGAUCAGAAUCUUGAAAAAAGAUCUGUGCUCGUGUGGCUAGAUCUGCAAGGUGGUUGCCCCUUGUUAGGGGACCAGGAAGGCCUGAGUGGGCUCUUAGGUGCCCAGUGAAAAACUUGUGGUGGCAGAGCCAUAUAUGGCUUUGUAAUUUAGUAAAUAGGUUUGCUGCUGGGGAGGCCUGACAAAUAGCACCUAGUUUCUCCAAUAGGGGGACAGAGUGAGCCAAAUAGGAACUAUCUGUAUAGAGGUUGAAAGGCUGGAGGGGGAAGGUGGAGAAAACAGCCAGGAUGGCCUGGAGUUCCAUUAGUUGGGCUGAGGUGGGAGUGGUUUGGAAGGAAACCACCUUAUCUUGGAAGGCAUAAGCGGCUCUGCCCGAGGAGGAAUCUGUGAGUGAAUAGCACCAGGACGUUGGGAAGGGGCUGAGAGGCUGUAGCCUUUGGAAAAAUGAAAGUGUUGUGGUUGGAAAAAUCUAAAAGCUUAUCAGAUAGGUAAUGGUUAUCAAUUUGUCCUUUAAAUGCAGCCAGGGCAAUGGGCCAGGACUCAGUUGCCUCGAAUAGCCAGUCUAUUUGAUUUUUUGUGUAGGGUUGUAUGAUGAUAUCGGGAUCUUUGCCAAAGUAGCAUUUAGCUUGUUUUGGGCCUUGGAUGAUUAGGCCUAAGACAGCCUGAUAGUAAGGAUUAAACAUUCGCUUUGCAUUGAUCGGCAGGUGAACCCACAUGAGGGGUGCCCGCUGCCAAAACACAGCGGUGGGAGAAUGUUUGGUAUUAAAGAUGAGGAAUUGUAGAGGUUGGCUAUAGUCCAUAAAGGAAAUGGUCUGAUUAGAGGUGGCCUCUUCUACAGCUGAGAUAGACUGUGUGGCCAUUGGGGUAAGCGGUCAGGGAGAGGUCGGAUUUGGAUCUCCUCGCAACAGGUCAUAAAGGGGUGGGAGGUCAUGUUUACUUAUCUUUAGGUAUGGAAUGAGCCAAUUGAUGUCUCUUAGGAGCUUUUGGAAAUCAUUUAGGGUUUUUAAGCCAUCAAGUCUUAGUUGGGGCUUUGGGGAGAAGAGGCGGGUGCCCCUCAAUUGAAAACCUAGGUAGGUGUAUGGGUCUGUCAGCUGGACCUUGUCUGGGGCAAUAGUAAGGCCUUUUGUGUGGAGGGCCUCUUGGAGAUCUGAGUAACAUAGGAAAACGUGUUGUCCCGCGACCAGAAUACCACCCACAUAAUGGAGGAUGUGGAGUUGUGGCCAAUUAUUUCUCACGUGUUGUAAGGCAGAAGCCACAAAAGACUGGCAUAGGGUGGGGCUAUUUGCCAUCCCCUGGGGGAGGGUGAGCCAUUGAAACCUUUGCAUGGGGGCUUGGAAAUUUGGGGCUGGGACACUGAACACAAACCUCUUUUGGUCUUCUGGGUGAAGGGGAAUAGAGAAAAAGCAGUCUUUAAGAUCAAUGAUGAUCUUAUAAUGGCCUAGCGGAAUAGCAGAGGGGGAAGGGAGGCCUGGCCGCAGGGCCCCCAUGAGAACCAUGGUCUUAUUGAUGGCCCUAAGGUCUUGUAAUAGGCGCCAAUUUCCUGACUUUUUCUUAAUAGCAAGAUGGGUGUGUUCCACGGGGAGUUACUUGGGAUGAUAUGUCCCAGGGCAAGCUGUUCCUGCACCAGCUGUUGGACGGGGGAGAGUUUUGAUUGAGCAAGAGGCCAUUGAUCAACCCAUACAGGAUCAUCUGAGAGCCAGGUGAUUUUGUCUGCGUGGAUUACAGCAAGAUCAAUGGCCUCUAGUGAAAAUGGCCUAAUCCUGUUUUUGUUAGAUUUGGAAUGGGGGAGAUAGGAAUUUUAAUGCCUGUGCCCUGUUUUCCUAGGCCUUGAUUUGGGAGAAAUCCGCUUUUGAGCAUUUGUGCUGUGACUACAUUAUUAGGGCUACCCAUAAUCAUUCCCAUUUGGGUUAGUAAAUCUCUGCCCCAUAGAUUAAGAGGUAGUCCUGCAAUGACAUAGGGCUGUAUGUGUCCCUGGUUACCUUCUUGGUCUUUCCAGGUAAGGAGGUUGGCACUACGCUGUGGGUUUUUUGAUUGUCCAAUUCCCUGUAGAUGUGUUAUAGUUGUCCCUAAGGGCCACGUGAGAGGCCAGUCUUCCUUUUUGAUAAUAGUCACAUCAGCGCCUGUAUCUAUGAGGCCUGAAAAACCCUUUCCAUCUAGUUGUAGGACCAUAAGGGGCUUAUCUUUAGAUAUUUAGUGAGCCCAAUAUACAUCUGAGGACCCAGGGAGGGAAGCAACCCUAUGAGAUGACAUGAAUGGAUUGGGGGUAGAGACGCACUGUAACAGGAGCAAUUGGGCGAGGCGCUGGUUAGCCUUCAUAGACACAACGCCGGAAGGUGUGGAGAUAGUGACCAUAACCUUAAUUUGCCCUGUAUAAUCUGAGUCUAUAACACCAGGCAAUACUUGCAGUCCCUGUAACGUGGAGCUGCAGUGCCCUAUAAUAAGUCCAAUGCACCCAGGGGGAGGGGAGCCAAAGGUUGUAGUGGGGAUGGCAUGGAGGCCCAUAUCAGGGGUUAAUACUGUGUUGGAGGUGGAAGAGAGAUCCAGUCCUGCGCCUUCUGGGGUUGCCCUGAUGAGGUCUGAAAUGUAUUGUUUUGGUUGGAAUGAACCUUGGUGCCCCAGAUUUUUGGUAGUAGUUGGGGCCCUGGGGCUGGCCCCGAUUUUCAUUUCCCUGCAGGUGUAGAGGGUUACCAUGAACAUCCUUUUUGGACCAGCAUUCAUUGGCCCAGUGAUCCCCUUUUACAUAUAGGGCAGAGGCCUGGGUUUUUUUUUUUUGUGGGGUUUGUUGGAUCUUGUUUUAGCUUUGAGGGCAGUCCCAGGCAAAAUGCCCUGAUUGUCACAUUUAAAGCAUUUACCAUUCUUUUUUUUAUUUGCAAGAAAGUCUUGUUUGACCGUGGUGACCAUAGCUAGAACCUGGUGGUAGGCGGGGCCUAUGUCAGCACAGAGGCUUAUGUAGCCAAAUAGAUCUUCCUUUUUUGUUUGUCUUUUUCCUUUUUCCUUUUUUAUCGGUACCGGAGAUCGAACUCAUGACUGCCUGCUUGCAAGGCAGGGGCUUAUGCUGCUGAGCGGAAUCUCUAGCCCCGAUCUUCCUUUAUUGUAUGAAGCCGAAUUGCAGCUUGGCAAGCUGAUUUUGCAUUUUCAUAGGCUAAUUGUUUAAUUAGGGCCGCAUUAGUUUUGACGGUGCCAAAAAGUUGCUUGGCUGCCUGUACGAGGCGGUUGAAAAAAUCAGAGAAUGGUUCGUCUGGCUUUUGUCUAAUUUGGGUGAGGGAGGAGGUUACAUCACCCCUGGAGGGAAGUUUUCUCCAAGCCCUCGUAGCGGUCACGUUAACUUGUGCAAAGAGGCUGGGAUCAUAUCUCGUUUGGGCCUCUUUGGUGUUAAAAUCCCCAGUUUCCCAUUAAUGUGAGAAGGGUCCAGGGGUUUUGUCUAGCAGCAUUAUCUUUAGCAAUAUUUUCAUAUUGUUCCAUAAAUUCAGACUUCCAGAGUAAAUAAUUGCCCCCAGAGAGAGUAGCUUUGGCUAAAUUCCUCCAUUCAUUUGGAAUGAUCCAACCUUGGGUCAUAGAAUCUAAAACAGCAAGAGUGAAAGCAGCUGUAGGGCCUUUUUGGGCAAUGGCUGUCUUUAAUUCUUUUAUAGCUGCCACUGUGAAUGGCAUAUGGGUCCUAAUGACUUGUGGAGCUAGCAGCGCGACGCUGUCUUGUGGCUGUGUGGCACCACCUUUGGGAGGUACGUUUGUUUCCAUCACCGGGAACGCCAUUUUGGGGAGGGGGCCCACCCUGAUGUGGUGGAAGAGAGGCCACACCAUUUAAGAAGCUGGUGCCAUCUUAGGGGUGGCGUCUAAAUUGCUCAUUCGUAAACUUUGGAGUUGCAGAAUGAGUCUUUGUUUGUGUUGUUCUAAUUGGACCUGUUGUUGCAAGUCAUAAAUCUCUGAUUGUAAGUCGAGAAGUUCAGUAGAGAGACUGGACAGUUUGGGUAUCUUAUCGUAGGGAGGAGGUUGUUUUAUGUAAACGGAGGCUACAAUAGGGUCCGAGUGAUAUGCCAAUUGUUUGCAAUCGACCACUUGUAAAGGAGCAAGGUUGUGAUAUAAAGAGUUGUGGUGGGCCUCAGGUGGUAGUGGCUCCGAUGGAGUCAGGCUGCUAUCUUGCUUAUUUUUAAACAUAUCAUUUGACUCAUUGGAGAGGCAAGAAGGUUUAGGCUCAUCUCCUGAAGGGAGCGAUGUUGACGAAGUGGAAGCGCAUAAGGCGGCUUCAUCAUGGGUGAUUGUUUUAUAAAUUUGAGAGUCUCAGCAGCACUGUGUAAGUAGCUCCGAGAUUAGGUUCCAGUAGGCAAAGGCUGUAACCGGACCUUUUCAGGACAAAAGACCCACUAGUAAUCUUUUAAUGCAUCUCCUACUCUUUCCCAUCUUUUUGCAUCAGUAGAGCCCUCUAAAGGAAACCAAGGGCAAACCUUAUGAAUAAAUUGAAAGUGCUGCAAUAAAUCUUUUUCUUUAGC